Molecule: messenger RNA, 1742 nt
Organism: Malus domestica (apple)
Lineage: Eukaryota; Viridiplantae; Streptophyta; Magnoliopsida; Rosales; Rosaceae
Product: NPL4-like protein 2
Biological process (GO): ubiquitin-dependent protein catabolic process
Cellular component (GO): nucleus
Molecular function (GO): ubiquitin binding; ubiquitin protein ligase binding
Source: RefSeq, a predicted model, not a curated record
UGACAGUCUCCCACUUCCACAACUCUUUCCCCUUCCCCAAGUAUCUGUAAAUUCCCCACCUUUUCUCUCCCUUUCCCAAAUCCCACGCUCUCCAGGAAUCCGUUUCCGAUUCCAAUCCCCACCGUCCUGCCACCGCGUCCUCAACCAACCCCAAUAUAAAAACCUCAAAACCCACAACCCAUCCGCCGCCGAAUCGCAAAGAUGAUGCUCCGAGUUCGCAGCAGAGACGGGCUCGAACGAGUCACGGUGGAGAACCCACAGAGCACUACCGUCUCCGAACUCAAAUCCUUGAUACAAACCCAGCUCCGAAUCCCUUUCCAGAACCAGACAAUCUCCACCAAUCAGAAUCUUCUUUUGGCCAAAACCCAGGAAGAAAUUGCUCGAUUCACCGAUAUGGCGAAUCCCAAUACGUCUCUGACGGCGCUGAAUCUCGCACAUGGGUCGAUUGUUUACUUGGCUUACGACGGCGAGCGCAGCGUCGCCGGGCCGGCUUUCCACCCAGCGGGCUCUUUCGGGAGGAAGAUGACUAUGGAUGAUUUGAUCGCCAAGCAGAUGAAGGUCACGCGCCAGGAGAACCCGCACUGUGAACUGGUGUCGUUCGAUCGAGAUUGUGCUAAUGCGUUCCAGCAUUAUGUGAAUGAUACGCUGGCUUUCGCAGCUAAGCGGGGAGGAUUUAUGUACGGGACGGUGUCGGAGGAGGGGAAGGUGGAGGUGGAUUUCAUCUAUGAGCCUCCGCAGCAGGGGACGGAGGACAAUUUGGUGUUUUACAGAGACCCGGAGGAGGAAAAGGCGGUGGAGGCUAUAGCAAUGGGUUUGGGGAUGAGACGGGUUGGGUUUAUCUUCACCCAGUCAGUGAGCCAGGACAAAAAGGAUUAUACUUUGUCGAAUAGGGAGGUGCUUCAGGCGGCGGAGUUCCACGCAGAGAGCGGCUUGAAGGAGUGGGUGACCGCCAUGGUUAAGUUGGAGGUGAAUGAGGAUGGUGGUGCUGAUGUGCAUUUCGAAGCUUUUCAGAUGAGUGAUAUCUGUAUUAGAUUGUUUAAGGAAGGGUGGUUCGAGACCGAGAUUGGAGAGGGUGAUGAUCCCAAAUUGUCCAAGAUGAAGAAGGAUGUUGUCCUUGGAGUGAAGGAUACUAAGGAGGUGGACAACGAUUUUUUCUUGGUGGUAGUAAAGAUCUUCGAUCACCAGGGACCACUUUCAUCAUCUUUUCCUACUGAGAAUCGUAACACCCCAGUGACGUUGAAGGCUCUGAAAACUCAUCUGGAUCGUGCUAAGAAUCUUCCACUUGUGAAGAGAAUUUCGGAUUUCCAUUUGCUGCUCUUACUCGCCAGGUUUCUAGACGUUGCUAAUGAUGUUCCUGCUUUGGCAGUGUGUGUCCAUAAGCAAUCACCCAUACCAGAAGGCUACCAGUUACUGAUCGAGACUAUGGCCAACACUUGUUAGUGCUGCUUUGCAUGCUCUUUCGGAAACUGAUACCUCCUACGAUCUCAAAUGAUUGUGGCUAACCAGUGAUCCUUUGUCGUGGUUAGCCCCCACGCAAUGCCAUGAACCACCCGAAAAGGUUACUUAGCACCUGAGUAGUUUAAGUUUUAACGCGUCUUUUCUCGGGCAGUUCAAGUUAUGCAGUAAAAGUUUCUGGUCUGGAUAUUUAUGCUUGCCAGAACUAGGCUUGAGUCGUUGUCCAUGUAUUAUAAUUUUACGAUGUAUAAACUGAUCUUCUAAACCAUGGUGCUUGUUGCUUAUCG